AGAGGAUGUGGGGCAGAGAGGAGAGCAGAUUGAACACUCCCAGAACUGGGGUCCCUCGAGAAGAGAGAGAAACGACUCCGCAGAAGCCAACCGAAGACGUGAAGCUUCGGGAAGCGCCUAGGGCGCUGAGCCGGUGAGUGGAACGGGGCCUUGAGAGAUGACACCUGGAUGAGGUGGGAUCCGUGUGUUUCAGGCUGGAUUGCCCCCUCCCCAAAUAGACACGGUCAGACAGGCAGCCCAGGAGAUGCUGUGGUGGAGGAGGACAGCUGUGUUCGCAGGAGAAGCUUUCUUGCUGUGUUUGUGUCACCCAGACUCAGAAGCACAAGGUGGAGACUUUUUGCCCGUGCUGUGACUAUCUCCCUGGCGCAGGCGCGGCCUGCGUGCCGCUCCGUCCGGCCAGCAGAAGAUCAGGCUCUGUUCUUCCCCAGGGUGAGGAUGGGCGCAUGAGGGUCCGGGGGCUGCGGCCCUGGCGCAGCGUGUGGACCCCGGCCUGGCCGAGACGACGCGGGCAGCAUGAGCCUCCUUGGCGCUGGCACCCUUGACCUGGACUACACCUCCGGACGGGUCCGCGGGGUUCUGGCGGCCGCCGGCUGCGCCUUCUACCUGGGCGUCUUCGUGGUCUGCCACUGGCUGUCCUCCCUGAAUGCCACCUACCGCUCGCUGGCGGCCCGCGAGCAGGUCUUCUGGAACCUGGCGGCCGCACGCGCGGUCUUCGGUGUCCAGGGCACCGUGGCGGGGCUGUGGGCGCUGCUGCUGGACCCCGUGCUCCAGGCCGACAAGGCGCUUGGCCAGCAGGACUGGUGCUGGUUCCACAUCACCACGGCGACCGGCUUCUUCUUCUUCGAGAACCUUGCCCUUCAUGUGUCCAACGUGCUCUUCCGCACCUUCGACGGCUUCCUGGCCGUGCACCACCUGUUUGCCUUCCUGGGGUUUCUCGGCUCAGCGGUCAACCUCCAAGCCGGCCACUACCUGCCCAUGGUCACGCUGCUCCUGGAGAUGAGCACGCCCUUCACCUGCAUCUCCUGGAUGCUGCUGAAGGCCGGCUGGGCGGACUCACGGCUCUGGAGGCUGAACCAGUGGGCGAUGGUGCACCUUUUCCACUGCCGCAUGGUGCUCACCUACCACAUGUGGUGGGUAUGCCUGGGCCACUGGGCCGGCCUGGCCCGCAGCCUCUUCCCGCCCCACCUGGCGCUCUUCGUGGUCGGCCUGGCCCUCCUCACGCUGCUCAUCAACCCCUACUGGACCCGCAAGAAGACGCAGCAGCUGCUCAACCCAGUGGACUGGAACUUCGCACCCAGCCGCCCCAACGGGCCGGCGCCGCCCAAGAAGGCCAGGUAGCAGCCUCGGCCCCCAGCCCGCGGCCUGCAGUCAUCCCCCCACCCCUGCCUCCGAUGCCGACCCUGGGCAUGCGUGCCCUGGGCGUGCGUGCCUGCCGCGUGGUGCCGGGUGGCCUGGAGCCGAGGUGCCCAGGGACAGCGUCCCGCCCGGCCUGUGCGCAGGCUCCCACGGAGGGCCGUGGGGCAGCCCCUGAGGCAUCCCUGCAACCUCCUCAUGGCCCUGCUCGCAGCGGCAGGAGAGAAGGCCCCCAGGUCGUCACCCCAUCACGGUGGUCCUGGGGCCGCCGAGAGGGCUUCUCCCUGGCGAAGCUUAUCCAAGCCAGAAUUUUGCUUCCCUUUUGUGUGUCUCUGCUGACACUGGAGGGAGAUGUGAGUCAUCACUUGUCGAGAUGUGAGAGCUGCUUUUAAUAAAGUGUGCAGCCCGCCCCUUACUCCUAAUCGCUGUAGGUUUUGAGUCAGGGAGCCAUCAGGGGGACCUGGCCCCAGUGGUGCUGAGCUGUGGGCCCCCUUCCUUCCUCCUGGUGACCAGCCCUGCCGCCACCCUCACGUGUUGGCCCCACGGUUUAAUCGACAGUGCUGACAUCUUAUUCUUGCCAUGAAUGUGCAAUUAAAAUGAAAAGCUUGUA
Dama dama (fallow deer) is the source of this 1963-nucleotide messenger RNA. RefSeq names its product CLN8 transmembrane ER and ERGIC protein (gene CLN8). Gene Ontology annotation, biological process: lipid homeostasis. NCBI's taxonomy places the organism in Eukaryota, Metazoa, Chordata, Mammalia, Artiodactyla, Cervidae. Gene Ontology annotation, cellular component: membrane; endoplasmic reticulum. The record is from RefSeq and is a predicted model, not a curated record. Bases 514 to 1338 code for a protein of 274 amino acids. The transcript is spliced from 5 exons.